AUGGCUAUUACAGCCUCACAGGACCAUGCCCUGGUGGCGACUGAGAGAGUGACCUCUGUGUUUUCUGUUUUUGGAGCCGCAUUCAUCAUUGCGACGUUUCUCUCAGACAGCAAGUUUCGGAAACCCAUCAACCGACUGGUGUUUUAUGCUGCAUGGGGGAACCUGUUUGCCAAUGUGGCGACCCUGAUUGCGAGGUCUGGCAUCAAGCUGGGGGUGACAUCCCCGUUGUGUCAAUUCCAGGGCUUUUUGAUUCACUGGUUCUUGCCUGCUGAUGCGCUAUGGACCUUUGCCAUGGCGUGCAAUGUGUACCUCUCCUUCUUUCGACAGUACGACGCGUCGCAACUCCGAGGCCUGGAGUGGAGAUACCUGGGAGCCUGCUAUGGUGUUCCGUUUGUGCCAGCUUUGGUGUUUUUGUUUGUCAGUUCUGGCGGCAAGGGCAAAGUGUAUGGAGAUGCAGUCCUCUGGUGCUGGGUAUCGACAGAGUGGAAUGCGCUCCGAAUUGCAACAUUUUAUGGACCAGUGUGGCUGAUCAUUCUCGUGACCAUGUUUAUCUACGUCAAGAGCGAGGGCAGAGCCGAUAUUCCGUCCAACGGCUAUGCAAUGAAACAACUGCCGACCUCUCCUGUGUCUCCAAAGACGUACGAGGUCACCAUCAGCAGUCAAGUUCCUCACUCGCAUGCCUCGAACCAGCAACGCCAACUGAGGUCCCCACGGAACACCUACCACGAGGAUGCGCCAUCUACAAACGUAGACCAAACAAACACCAAUGUGGUUGUGGAGAGACCACCAAUUCGAACACUGGACGCGAACAAGGCGACUAUGAGUUAUUGCAAAACGGCCAUGUUGUUCUUCCUUGCUCUCCUCUGCACAUGGGUUCCUUCCACCGUCAACCGAGUGUAUACUCUGGUCUGGCCAGAUGACUCGGUCUUCGGACUCGACUUUGCUUCGGGUCUGGUGCUUCCACUGCAGGGGUUUUGGAAUACCAUCAUCUACAUUGUGACCAGCUUGCCGGCUUGUCAGACGCUUUGGGAGGAGACUCGAACCAAUCUCUUUGGACCUCGAGCUGGUCGUCUAGAUAGAACCACACCAGCACUCGCGCUGUCCAAACACAAUCACCGAGUGCUUGGCUCCCACGACACGAGAGCAAAUGUUACAGUGAGCAAGCAUGGGAGUAAACGGGUUGUGAACUACGGAAACGAGGAGGGGGGUAUGAGACAGGCAAUGAUGAGCUCGGUUCCAAGGUUGCCACAUGCCAGAUGA
Fonsecaea nubica is the source of this 1260-nucleotide messenger RNA. RefSeq lists its product as hypothetical. The record is from RefSeq and is a predicted model, not a curated record. Gene Ontology annotation, biological process: cell surface receptor signaling pathway; adenylate cyclase-activating G protein-coupled receptor signaling pathway. Gene Ontology annotation, cellular component: plasma membrane. Bases 1 to 1260 code for a protein of 419 amino acids. The transcript is spliced from 5 exons. NCBI's taxonomy places the organism in Eukaryota, Fungi, Ascomycota, Eurotiomycetes, Chaetothyriales, Herpotrichiellaceae. Gene Ontology annotation, molecular function: G protein-coupled receptor activity.